This is a messenger RNA of Vicia villosa (hairy vetch), 609 nucleotides long. RefSeq lists its product as uncharacterized. The coding region runs from base 1 to 609 and encodes 202 amino acids. NCBI's taxonomy places the organism in Eukaryota, Viridiplantae, Streptophyta, Magnoliopsida, Fabales, Fabaceae. The record is from RefSeq and is a predicted model, not a curated record. The transcript has a single exon.
AUGGGAGGGUGGAGAGAAGGUAUUUGGUAUUGGAGUAAUCUUGGUAUUUCGGUUGAUUUUUUGGAGAAUGGAGGUACAAGGGAGUUAUUUUGUGCGUUAAAGGAGCGGUUGGAAGGUUUUGAGGGUUGGAAGGAGGGAAAGGAUGUUGUAACGUGGCAAGAUAAUUUGAGUCCGACUUUUUCGGUGGCAUCUUGUUACAAUUUUUAUGAAAAUUUUUGCAUUCCGUUAGGCCCGAAUAACAAGUGCGAUGAAGCUUUUGGUUUGCUUUGGAAAAUGGAUGUCCCACUCAAAAUCAAAGCUUUCGGUUGGAGACUUUUUCUCAACAAACUUACAACAAAGGACCUUUUGGUGAAUAGAGGUAUAUCCCUUUCUCAUGAUGAUUUAUUGUGUAUUUUGUAUGGGAGUUGUAUGGAGGAUAGAAACCACUUCUUUUUUAGUUGUUCGGUGGUGAAAAGGAUUUGGAGGGAGAUGGCUAUUUGGGUGGGCAAGAAGGAAAAUAGGGAGGAAGGUUGUUUAGCUAAUUUCAUGGAAUGGCACUCUUAUUUUGAAGGCAACAAAGUGAGACAUAGGAAGGAGGGGAUUGUGUGGCUUGCGACAACUGAAGGAUAG